Messenger RNA from Camellia sinensis, 2678 nucleotides. It is a transcript of the gene PNG1, whose product is annotated as peptide-N-glycanase 1. NCBI's taxonomy places the organism in Eukaryota, Viridiplantae, Streptophyta, Magnoliopsida, Ericales, Theaceae. The record is from RefSeq and is a predicted model, not a curated record.
AUUUUUAUUUUUUUGUUUUAUUUUCUUGAAUUUAAAAGAAAAAUUUAUUGACUUGGAAGUCGGGUCGUCGUCGCCCAUGGAUGGUGAAGUGUGAAGUACAUUCCAUUCCAUGGUGAUAUGCUGGUGGAAAAGAAAAGGAUCUUCCAUUCUUUUCUGUCAUAGUUUCCAAAGCGAACUGUCUGUCUGUCUGUAAGAGAGCCAAGAAAGAUAGGGUACAGACCACGCCUUCGAAGAUGGUGGCUCGGAAGUUCCUCGUUCGCCACAACGACUCCGACUUCGACAUCGACUACGACACAGACGACGGCUUCGAAGUUUUGAAAUUCCAGCUCUUCUCUCUCACUUCAAUUCCUCCCGAUGAACAAAAGAUAUUCGGGGGUGAUGAUGAUCGGCUCGUGUCGGACGACUCUGAUCUCCUCUCGAUUUCCGAUAGACUUCGAUUGUUAUCUGUCAACGACGAAGAAGGAAAAUCGGUGGAUCAAAAUGCUGAAUUGGUCAAAUCUGAUGAAGAAUUUGCUCGGAUGUUGCAGGCAGAGGAAGAAGCACUUAUGUUGCAGCAAUAUGUUGCCACUGAGGAUAACUCACAAAUUGAGACCAGGAUACGGCCUUACGUCAGUCAGGUUCUAAUGUACGAAGACCCAAAUCGCCAGGACUCUGCUAGGAAGACAGUGCCUGUGGAGAGGCUUGAGGAGAAAGCGUUGGUUGCAUUGGCCAAGGAGGGAAACUUUAAACCAACAAAAAGUGAACAAGAUCAUGCUUUCCUGCUGCAGCUGCUUUUUUGGUUCAAACAAUCAUUCAGGUGGGUAAAUGCACCUUCUUGUGAUGGUUGCGGCGGUGAAACCACUGGUAAUGGCAUGGGCAUUGCACUUUCUUCAGAAACUCUCUAUGGAGCUUCACGAGUUGAACUUUAUCGCUGCAAUAGUUGCUCAACAAUCACUCGUUUCCCUCGGUAUAAUGAUCCAUUAAAGCUUCUGGAAACACGGAGGGGACGUUGUGGGGAGUGGGCCAAUUGCUUUACACUGUAUUGUCGAGCUUUUGGUUAUGAAUCUCGUCUUGUUAUGGAUUUCACAGAUCAUGUUUGGACAGAGUGCAUGUCACCUGUUCUAGGAAGAUGGAUGCAUCUUGAUCCCUGUGAAGGAAUAUACGACAAUCCUUUGCUAUAUGAGAAAGGGUGGAAAAAGAAUUUGAAUUAUGUAAUUGCUUUUGCAAAAGAUGGAGUGUAUGACGUCACUAAACGUUACACCAGAAAGUGGCAUGAGGUUCUGUCUCGGAGAAACAUUACUACGGAUCCCAUCCUGUCUAUUAUUCUCUCGAACAUAAGAAGAGAAUGUCGACAGAAUUUUACAUCUCAAGUGAUUUCUGCCCUAGAGGAACAAGACAGGAAUGAAGCUGAAGCACUUGAGAGAGAGUUGCAUUCUAAAGAUGAUGCUUCAAUCUCGUUACCUGGAAGACAAAGUGGUGACAAGGAAUGGCGCAUGUCAAGAUCAGAAUUUGGUUCUGACGAGAUUUGCUUUCCAAGUUCUUGUUGUUGUCCAGCCCGUAAAUGCAUUGAUGAGCAUGUGACAAAGAUCUACAAUGCAUUUUGUCCAAUCAUUUCUCAGUUUGUCGAGAAAUCUUGUUCUAAAUCUAGAGCUGUUGAAGUCCUUCUGUUUUUUAAACAAAUGUUAAUCAAUCUCAAGAAUUCCCCUUUUAGAACGAGGAGAACUUCUAUAAACCCUGUUUCAAAUGGUGCACAGCAUCUUUUCCUUCAGAUGCUGCCUUCUUUUGGUCAAUUGUUUGAUGCCCUUUCCCUGAAGAGUGAGCUAGAUGCCAGUGGAAGGGUUGACAUUUAUUUGGCUGCUGAUCCUGUUAGAACCUCCAUAGCAUUACCUGUUUUGUUCCAUGCUCUGGAUGAUGUGAUCCAUAAUGUCAACAUAUGCAACAACUUCAAUAAAAAUUCUCUCUCUUGGCCACUUCAAAAAUUAAACAGAAUAUACUCCGGUUUGGUCCUUGCUAGUGGGGAGGAGCUUCCUUUUGGAAUUGUCACAUCUGCAUUUGAUGGAACUCGAAUGUCAAAGUGGGAAGAACCAAAUGGUGCCAGAGGUUGUUGGAUCGUAUACAAAGUGUUGGAUAACCAGAUGCAUGAGCUUGUCGCAUAUGAAUUGAUGUCAGCUAAUGAUGCUCCAGAGAGAGAUCCAAUGGAUUGGGUUUUGGAAGGAAGUGAUGAUGGAGGUUCCAGUUGGCGUGCUUUAGAUAAACAAAGUUCUCAGAUGUUCAAAAACCGUUUCGAGCGGAAGACAUUUAAGAUUAGAUCAGUGGGUUUCCUAGCUAAUGCAUUCAGGUUCAGGUUUCUGGCAGUUCGUGAUCGUCAAGCAACUUCACGGUUUCAAUUGGGUAGCAUUGACCUCUAUGCAAGCGGUUAAUGUUGACUGUUUAUCUGUUUAUCAAAAACCAACGAAUAUUAUUUUCCAUUGUUUAUGUUGUGCACUAAUAUUAUUUCCCUGUCUACUUGAAAAGAAAACAAAUAAACUGAACCGAUAACUCAAUGUCUGUAUUAGCCUUUUUAAGUAGUUAUUCACCAAUUCCAUAGGUACUGGAACGUGUGGACUGAGGUUGUGAAUUAAGCAAUGGAAUAUCCAUUUAAGUUUGUAUUGAGCUUGUGGCUGACCAUGCACUAAUAGAUUUCUUGGUUCCUUUUCAAA